This is a messenger RNA of Rhizopus microsporus ATCC 52813, 2190 nucleotides long. Its product is annotated as chaps-domain-containing protein. The coding region runs from base 1 to 2190 and encodes 729 amino acids. The transcript has 11 exons. NCBI's taxonomy places the organism in Eukaryota, Fungi, Mucoromycota, Mucoromycetes, Mucorales, Rhizopodaceae. Gene Ontology annotation, molecular function: protein binding. The record is from RefSeq and is a predicted model, not a curated record. Gene Ontology annotation, cellular component: exomer complex. Gene Ontology annotation, biological process: Golgi to plasma membrane transport.
AUGGCAGAUACUCUCAAAGACGUUCCUGAGUUCUUUGAAAACGAACUCGGAGAAUCAAUAGCUGCACGUACAGACGCUUUAGGCACUUUUCGUGAGCUUGGUCCUCCAGAUUUAUGUCAUAUAAUCAAAUCUCACUCGAAGCCAGGAAUGAAAGAGUUAGGAAGUUAUCAUUAUGUCUCAGGCGUGGAUGCAUCGUCAUCUGCAACUUUAGCAGCCUAUUUAAACUCGUUAACUUACUCACUGGACGAAACCCAGUCAUGGUUCUCGAAAUCAAACGCUUGGCGCAUUCGUUCUGGCAUCUACUGCUGCUUUAACGCCUUUUCUCGUGUGGAUGUGCGAGUCGAGGUCAAGAUCCCUGGAGGUGUAGAGAGUUAUUAUGUUGACGUUAGAGGAGAAAGACAUGAGGCAACUACGGCCAUUUGGCAGGAAACUUAUCUAUCUGCUGUUCUUCGUGCUAUUUUAUAUUCAGAUGAUAGCUACUACAGGCUUGCUGGAUAUCGCAAAAUGGAUCCUAUCACUAAUUUAGCAUCAGAAAGCCGAUUUUUGGAAGCUGUUGAUGCACUCUUUUGGAGAGGAUGGCAAUUAGGCAGUAACCCGGAAAUCCAAACAGCUACAAGUGUUCACAACCAUUUAGCCUCAGGAGUAAUGAAAUAUUUUGGUGACAGUUUUAGAUAUGGACCAGCUAUCGAACUAUAUGAAAAAUUAAGGAAAAAGGACCCUGAGGUUGGAGCAUUACUUGCACAGUCAUACAUUGGACAAAAUGAAGAGAUAAGGGCAGUUCGCGUUUUGAAUAGUGAGUUAAAGCGUAUGCCUAUGAGUUAUCCUUUGUUGCACGUUCAAGUUGAUUUCCUUCGAAGCAAGGGAGAAUACGAAAUGGCUUUGAAGCUUGCCAAAUUUGCAGUCAACACUACCCCUUCUGAGUUUCUUACUUGGGCAAAGCUAACAGAAGUGUAUAUUGAUAUUGGAGACUACAAAAGUGCUUUGUUGACUUUAAAUUCAUGUCCAAUGUUCACGUAUAGUGAGCGUGAUAUGCAUAGAAUGCCAGCACCCAUUAAAACACACUUGCCAAUUAAAACCGACAUUCUAAACUCUGGAAUCAUGGAAGAGGAUGCUGCAGGACGAGAAAAUGAAGCAGAUCCAAAUCUAUCUCGACUGCCCGCACCUGCUUUGCAUGGUACGUUUGCAAAGGCAUAUUCACUUCUGACGCGCUUAGCAAGCAAGAUUGGAUGGGAUGAUCUAUUAAAGUGCCGUUCUCAAGUGUUUGUGAUGGAGGAAGAAUAUCGCAUGCAAAAGGCAAAGGAAGAUAUACAAAAGUCAAGUGUUUCCAUAAAUGGAGAUGCUGAAAAUGAAGUACAGGAUACAGCAGAUACCACUGAGGCAACAGAAGAUACAGAAGAGCAGCCCAAGGUGGAAGCAACAGAGAAUACAGAAGAACAGAUUAAUGGUGAAGCAAACAAAGAUGAAAAGGAAGAAGGCGAAAUCGUAGGAAAGAUGGAGACUAUUGAUCUAAAUGGUGAUGAAAACAAAGCAAGUGCGCCGAUUCAAGUGCAGCAUACACCACUUGUACGUCCUAAGCAGGUUGCUGAAGACAAACCCAAUUCUAAUAAUGGUGAUCCCAGCAGUGCUUCUAUUCAAAAUGCGCCUCACCCAAGUGAUGGAGUUAGCUUUACAUUCAGCAACAAGCGCCUUUGUGAACGCUGGUUAGAUAACCUAUUUAUGGUUCUAUACGAAGAUCUGCGCAUAUAUACCUUUUGGAAAACUGAAGCAGCUCACUAUAGGGCCCAACAGAUGCCCUACCGUAAAACUGGCACAGAAUGGGAACUAUUGGGUGAUCUUGCUCUUCGUCUUUGGCAUCAAAACGAUGCUAAAGAAGCAUAUGAACAAUGUCUGGAUCAUAAAUUCUCUGCUAAAGCAUGGAUGAAAUUACUCGAGAUUUAUGUAUCCGAAUCAAACGUGCAAAGAGCUCUUUUGGCUGCUGUUAAAUUAACAGUAUAUCACGAGAGAUGGUACCAUGAGAUAGUGUACCCAAGUGAAAUUGCACGAAAUCUUAAUAUCCUUAUUCGUAGAGAAGGUCUUUCUAAAAUGCAAAAUAUGUUAACCUCCAUGAACCUGCCUCGUCCAGUUCAACAGUUGAUGACUCGGUAUUUUGACUAUGCCGAGUUAUUCAAGGUUGAAGGUUAUGAAUUCUAA